UCCAGAUUGAGAAGACGCAAACUGCAGGGGCGUGUGGUUAAUUGAAAUCGAUCCGGUGGUCUCUCCCUGUCUCUUUUCUUCUUUUGAAUGUGACGCAGCAGCAGAGGUCCUCUCCUCUCCUCCUCCUCUUCUUCCUCACCUCUUCCUCCCAUAUCUCUCCCCUCCAACAUGACUUCACUGUCUGGGACCAAGGAGAGGUCUGUGAGCAGCCGGAGCAGAAAAUAUGGGAUGCCGGACACUUCACCGAACAAAUCUGCGACCUUUUCCCCUGACACAUGGUACCGAAAGGCCUAUGAGGAGACCAGCAGAUCCGGCCCACGCCCAACUCCGGAGGGUGCCGGCUCCAUGCCGAGCUCCACAGGCACCCCGUCCCCAGGCUCAGGAAUCUCCUCCCCGGGGUCUUUCUCUGGAUCACCUGGGACCAUCUCUCCAGGGAUUGGGACAGGAUCCCCAGGUUCUCUGGGUGGCUCCCCGGGUUUUGGAACCGGCUCGCCGGCCUCAGGCAGCGGAAGUUCGCCUGGCAGUGAGAGAGGGAUAUGGUGUGAGAACUGUAAUGCAAGGCUGACAGAGCUGAAGAGACAAGCGCUGAAACUGCUCAUCCCAGGACCUUACUCCAGCAAGGAUCCCUCAUUCUCCCUCCUCCUCCACGAUAAGCUACAGGUGCCUAACAGUUCGCGGCUGGCGUGGAACGAGCGAGACAGUCGCUGCGAUGUUUGCUCCACUCACCUCACUCAGCUCAAACAGGAAGCCGUGCGCAUGGUCCUCACCCUCGACCAGUGGGACCUGUCCCCCACCUCUUCCCCCCCUGCACUGAUUGAACGAUAUGGAUCUCAAGGACCCCCGGGUCUGCUGGGAGCAUCUGGAGUACCAGGAGUUCCUGGGUCACUGGACUGGCCUCCUCCUUUUCUCCCUUCCUCUUCCUCCUCGGCUGCUUCUUCCACUUCACAUCCUCCUCACAAAGCGUCCCAGUCGCCUUCCCCAAGCCCAAACCAGACCCCGACGCCCAGCCCCAGCCACGGACCAUCCAACGGCAGCCAUGGGAGUCCCUCAGUGCAAACAUCCAGCUGCGCUCCCUCAAACCCACCACCUCAAGGUCAAGGGCACAGACUGGGGUCCAAGCCCAGCUCCUUAGGUCUUGGAGGUGGGGUGGACAGAAGGAAUGGGUCUUCUGGUUCAGGAAAAACAGCUGGUGCCCAACAGCAUGGGACUGGAGUUAACAGCCCCAGCAAAAGCGGUAAUAGUAGUAAUAACGGGAGUGGAGCAGUACUGAGCACAGCAGCUCUGCAGGCCCAUCAGCACAUGAACCGAACUAGCGGAGGGGUUACACUCUAUCCUUACCAGAUCUCCCAGAUGAUCUCUGAGGCCUCCAGAGAAGGACUGUCUGAAGCUGCCCUGAACCGCCACAACACACACUCUCCUUCACACACCAGUUCACCAUCACACACCAACUCGCCCUCUCACACUCAGACUGUCACCACCACAGCACCGACUGCCACCUCUGCUGCUGCCUCUUUCUUUGCCAGAGCUGCACAAAAGUUAAACUUAGCAUCCAAGAAGAAGAAGCAGAAGACGGCUGCAGUCACACCCCCAGUGACAUCAUCAUCGUCCUGCGACCCACCUCUGUUUCCCACCAAUUUCAGCUCCGCCCUGGUGGUGGCCCCUCCCCCAGCUCCACCCUGCCUCCUCCGUGCAGCCAAUAAGAUAAAAGAUACCCCUGGGCUUGGAAAGGUGAAAGUGAUGGUGCGGGUGUGCCCAGUGUCUCAGUUGGAUGCAGCCGAGUCCAGCUCUUUCCUCAAAGUGGAUCCCAGGAAGAAACAAAUCACCAUAAUGGACCCGGCAGCCAAUCAGACGCCAAGCGCCGCUUCCCAGAAAAAAGCAGCAGCCAAUCAGGUCCCACCAAAGAUGUUCACGUUUGAUGCUGCGUUCCCUCCUGAUGCAUCACAGGCGGAGGUGUGUGCGGGAACUGUUGCCGAGGUGAUUCAGUCGGUGGUGAAUGGAGCAGAUGGCUGUGUCUUCUGCUUUGGACACUCCAAGCUGGGUAAAUCCUACACAAUGAUUGGUCGCGACGACUCUCUUCAGACUCUGGGUAUAAUCCCCUGUGCCAUCUCCUGGCUCUUUAAACUCAUCAAUGAGAGAAAGGAGAAGACAGGAGCUCGCUUCUCUGUUCGUGUCUCUGCAGUCGAGGUUUGGGGAAAAGAGGAGAACCUCAAGGACUUGCUGUCUGAAGUGGCUACAGGCAGUUUACAGGAUGGACAGUCACCUGGAGUGUACCUGUGCGAGGACCCCAUCUGUGGCAUGCAGCUCCAGAACCAGUCCGAACUGCGUGCUCCGACCCCGGAGAAGGCAGCCUGGUUUCUGGAUGCCGCCAUUGCAGCUCGUCACAGCAGGCAACACCCCAACACCACGGAGGAAGAGCACAGGAACUCACACAUGCUUUUUACAUUACACAUAUACCAGUAUCGUAUGGAAAAGACAGGAAAAGGAGGGAUGUCGGGAGGUCGCAGUCGCCUCCACCUGCUGGACCUUGGCAGCUGUGACGUCAAAGUACUUGGAGGAGAGGGAGGUGGGAAGAGCAGGGAGAACUCCUCACCCAGCUCAGCCCCACUGUGCCUUUCUUUAUCCGCCCUCGGCAAUGUCAUCCUGGCCCUGGUCAACGGCAGCAAACACAUCCCAUACAAGGACAGCAAGCUGACCAUGUUGCUAAGAGAGUCGCUAGGCAACAUGAACUGCCGGACCACCAUGAUUGCUCACAUCUCUGCCUCACCCAGAGAUUUCUCAGAAACCCUCUCCACCAUCCAGAUUGCUUCCCGUGUCCUCCGCAUGAAAAAGAAGAAAACUAAAGUCACCGUGCAGUACACCUCCAGCUCCUCUGGAGGAGAGAGCUCCUGCGAAGAGGGCCGCAUGCGGCGUCCCACCCAUCUGCGUCCUUUCCAUCACCGUGGAGACACCGACUCUGACCUUCCACUGCUGCGACUAUCCAGCGAUCCUGAUGAGUAUUCGAGCAGCGAACAGUCCUGUGACACAGUCAUCUAUGUGGGUCCCAAUGGAGCGGCGGUGUCUGACAGAGAGCUGACGGACAACGAGGGACCGCCAGAGUUUGUCCCAAUUAUUCCCGCUCUGCUACGAGGAAAAGCGUCAGAGCAGCAUCCAACACAAAGUCAAAGUCAGACAGCUGGAGUCCAGAACAAGGUGCAGUGUCAGCAGGAGGAGCCGCCCAGUGGCCCCUCUCAGGCCUCUCAGUCCCUGCUCGGGCAGCCGUUGGCCCCCGUCCCAGAAGAGGGAGCGGAGUGCCUGAAGUGCAACACCUUUGCAGAGCUGCAGGAGCGACUGGAAUGCAUUGAUGGGAGCGAGGAGGUGGCAAAGUUCCCCUUUGAAGAGGUUCCAGCAAACAAACAAGGUGCCAAACAAGAGCCAUGUGUAUCUUCAUCUGUUCCAACCUCAGCUCCUGCUGCUCCUGGCUCUGCUGCCGUGUUGGAUACAGAGGACACAACAGGCUCUGCAUGUGCCCCAGAAGGCGCCGUGCAGUUCUCCUUCACCUCAGAUGCACCGGUCUCCAGGAGGAGAACCAAUGACCAGCAGCUGCAGGAGAUCAAGGAGGUGGUGGAGGAGGCAGAGCUGGCCCAGACAAUGAUCCACAACCUGGCUCAGACUUCUGGUUCCUCCAUAGUCACUAGUACCAGGAGUGUCACUGGAAGCAGCUGCAUCACCUCCAACCCCCUGCACAGGGUCAAGGGCUCCCAACUUCAUGAGAGCAAUGAGAGUCAGAAUGUGGUUGGUAACGCGGAGGGAAAGGCACGUGGUCUAGGAUCACCACGCCUCGGCAUCGCCAGCCUGACCAAAACCUCAGACUAUAGGCCUCCGUCCUCUCCAUCACAGCGGUGCAAAGUGUACACUCAGAAGGGCGUGUUGCCGGCAACGCCCCCCCUGUCCUCAUACACUCUGGCUCAAGAUUGCCAGGCCACAGAGGCUCUGAUGUCCGACAACAGUUUGGCCGCAGACAGUGGCCGUUCCUCCACAGAGUCCAUUCUGUACAGAACGUCUCCGGUGGGCAUGAGCCCACAAGUCAGAGAGCCAACACCGUCUCUGUCUGCCAGCCUGGGCUCAGCUGAGACACUCUGUGACGAUGAUGUUCCACCUAUACCUAUGGACACGCACAAGGAUGCUCUGUCUGUGGGAACAGUUGCACCUCUCUCACUUGGGGAGGAUGAACUGGUCUACACUGUGGUUUCUGGAGGGCAAGAAGAGUCUGACAUUGCAGCUCUCAUGGAAACAGGGAGCCUGACCUGUCAUCCAACCAGCAUCAUCAGCUUCAACAGUGAAUGUGGCGCUGUCUCUGCCCUAACCUCAGGCUCUCGACCCUUCAACCUCAUCAGUGGUGCUGCUGAGACUGGAGCUGUGCAGAAUUAUCCCCUACCUACAAGUCUGGCAGUAACCUCAGGGGUUGCUGCCAUGGCAGAGGUGGCAAUGGCCAAGUUGCGGGUAGAAGGUGAAGCCUUAGCCACAGUGAUGUCUAACUGUGGUUCACCCAUGUCCUCCUGGGUGAGCGAUCUUAGCCUUGGCAGUGAUGCCGAUCAGUCUCUCCACAGCUUCAGCCAGUCUCAGAGCCAGCAAGGGGAGGCCUUAGCCGAUUCUGAUCCCAGCCAGUGCUCUGGAGUCGGGGGGCUCGGUGAUUAUGAAAGCUGUGGCAGCCCAAGGAGAGGGAGUCUGGAAGGAGAGGUGGUGCAGCAAGAGAACGGCAGCGCUAAAGGAACCAAAGACAGGCUGAGGAAACUGCCACCCUCCAUGGCUAAAACUAACAUUCAGAUUCUGGUAGGACCCAGUAGCCUCUCACCUUUCAAGACCACAAUGAGCAUUCACCAAUGUGUGACUGUCAAACCCAUGAUGAUCCAAGAACCAACCCUGCUCUCCUCACCUACCAAGAUGAGCUUAAUGAAAGAUACAAGCAAAUUCAAUGCACCACUUUUAGCUUCGCUUUCCAGUGAGAUGAGCUUUGACGACCCCUGGUUGAAGCGCGGAAUGGAAGAGGGGAGGUCCGGGGAGUCAAUGUGUGAAGUGAAGCCAGAGAAGGAUGGUGAGAAUAGUGAAGCAUUUGUGUCAUCUCCAGAUUCCUUUAAUAAGAGAGUGGUGGAUGGUUGUGAGAUGGUCGCUGUUGUCGCCCAGGGAGAGGGCCUCACUAUGUACAGCCCAGAUAUCCACCGUACGUCCAGUCUUCCCCGCGGCUGGCACCGUCUUAACCGACACGAUGGCUUAGACAAUGGAAUCGAGUACCGCAACCUUGGCGUCACAACUUCGACUCCCUGUAGUCCCCGCUCUACACUCGACCGCCGGGGAUCAACUGGGAAACAGGGCUUUUUCUCCCACAGGAAGGGUGGGAUCCCACCGCUUCCACCGAUAAGGAAGUCCAGCCUUGACCAGCGGAGCAGGGCGGCCAGCCCUCUCCACCAACCCAGUCAUGGAGUGUUACAGAUUGGGAGCUCAGUAGAUGAUGUGGGGGUUUCUGACGCCAGACAACGAGGCUCCAGCAUUGACAGCAGUAGACUUUUCAGCGCCAAGUUGGAACAGCUUGCGAACAGAACCAACUCACUGGGUCGGGCACACAGCUCCCACAUUGGUUCCCACCAUUAUGACUGCUUCUCCCUGGAGAGGGGCGAGAGCCUGAGAGGAGGAGGAGGAGUUAGGGGGGACAGCACCAUGCCUCGUUCAGGGCGCAGUCUCACCCGGGCUGGAUCGGUUUCUUCUCCCACAGCAAACACGACCAACUCCGGUUUCAUUGGCAGUCCUGGUCCAAGCAGCGCUCCACAGUCACCAGCCAAAACCAGCGGCCAGUCAAAAAUAUCAGCUGUCAAUAAACUGCUGAUGACCAGUAGUCCCAAAGCCAGGAGUGUGUCUGCCUCCAGCACCAAGACUCUGAGCUUCUCUACCAAGUCUUUAAGCCAAACCACCAGCCGCAGCUCCAGCCUGCCUCCUAUUGGAAAACCUCAGAGCUCAGUGCAGGCUCCUCUGCAGCAGCCGGGACCCUCCCCUGGAUCCUGGUCUACCCAGUCUCUAAGCCGCAGUCGGGGGGGAAGCCUGGCAGCCAAGCUCCCACUGCGGGCCGUCAACGGUCGUAUCUCAGAGCUCCUCCAAGGAAGUGCAGGCUCCCGUGGCAGGAAUCAUGCACAGGGAGGAGGCACUGAUCCUGCAGAGGAAAGAGGAGUUGGAGGAGCAAGUGGAGGGGGAGCUGCAGCAGGAGGUGGUGGAGAUGGGGGUGUGGGUGAGGAGAAAGCAGCAGUUGUCCAAACGCUGCCUUCCCCCUACAGCAAGAUCACAGCCCCUAGAAAAGCUCAGCGAUGCAGCAGCGGCCAUGCCAGCGACAACAGCAGUGUACUCAGCGGGGAGCUCCCCCCGGCCAUGGGGAAGACGGCCCUGUUUUACCACAGUGGAGGCAGCAGUGGCUACGAGAGCAUGCUGAGAGACAGCAGCGAGAACACAGGAAGCACCUCCUCUGCUCAAGACUCCCUCAGCGAACACAGCACAGUCACCACCUCCUCCAGACGGAGCUCCAAGAGCAACAAGAAGAGCAGGAGCAACACAGGCCUCCAGCGUCGUCGCCUGAUACCAGCUCUCACCUUGGACUCUUCCACCUCGUCGCCCACUCAUCGCUCCACGAAACAGGCCAACACUUCCUCAUCUUCCUCCUCCUCCAGCCCCGGUGCAUGCUGGGUAGAUGGCCCGCUGGGGCCCCCAGCUCCCUCAAACCUCCGAGGCGCAACGGCAACAACAGAAACCUUUGAGAUCAAGGUGUACGAGAUAGAUGAUGUGGAGCGUCUGCAGAAGAGGAGAGACAAAGGAGGAAGCAAGGAGUCGGUGCAUGUGAACCCCAAGCUUCGUCUCCUGGAGAACCGCCAACAGCGAAUCACUGAAGUCAGAGCCAAGUACCAGUGUCUGAAGAAAGAACUGGAACAAACCAAACAGUACCUGAUGCUGGAGCCACACAAAUGGACCACUGAGUUCGAGCUGCAGCAGGUCUAUGAAGUGGACUCUCUGGAGUAUUUGGAAGCCCUGGAGAUGGUAACGGACAAACUGGAGACCAGAGUCAACUACUGCAAAGCUCAUCUCAUGAUGGUCACCUGCUUUGACGUGUCCUCAAGAAACCGAUAGACAGAGGGAGAGAAGGGAAGCAGGAGGACAAGGAGACGUGGACUCACGGCAGGACUUCAGUUGAUGUUUAUUAGCCCACACAUUUUAAAUAUGUAUCUCCUGUAUAAAUACAUCUCAUUGGAUUACUGGUUAGAUGGAAGGAGGGGAUACAGGGAUGGACUGUCCAUUUGAUUUAUCAUGUCGGGCAUCAUUAUGUCCCCAGAUGUAAGUCGGCGGAAGGACAGAUGGAUGGAGAGAUUGGGGUUUAAAGGAAUGGAGAUAUCUGACAGGCCAACAGACAGAUGACCUUGUAGAUUUUCACAUUUGGGCUUUUAAGCAACCUCAGAAACAGUCACUGAAGAGCAUCUUAUUGACAGGCUGCUUUGACUCAGAUAUAUAUGGCUGCCCUGAAGGGGGCAGACAGAUGGUGGUGACUCUGAGACGAGACAUCAGACAAGUGACCACAUUUUUCCAGAGAACGGAAUAAUUCUACAGCAGAGGAACCUCCUAGACUCAGUCGAACAUUCAGUAAUACACGGAGAGAGAAAUGGAGAGACAAGCAAAAACUGCCUUUUUUAAACAAAGGAGGAUGAAGGAGAGGUUAAGGUCGAAUAGAGGAACCAUUUCUCCUCUCCCAUUAUUUUGGAAGAGCACUUUUUAGAGUAGUUGAGAGCCAUUGACUGUAAAAACAGUGCUGACUACAGAAUGGCCUGGUGUUGUUGUGCAGUUGAUGAUAGAGACUGACAAAGAGAAAGACCGCAGGACAAAGAAAAUGAUUUAGAUAAGUGCCUUGUGAACAUUUCAACAAUACCAAGACCAAUUCUCUUUUUCUCUGAAUAUGUGUACAUGCAUUAAGUAUGGUGCCUACAGAAAAAACACAUACACACAAAAAAUGAUCAUUGUCCUUUGAAAAUCUUUGUUAUUAGAGACAUCAGUAAAUGUGAUGUUUUACUGUGUUUCACUAGAAGAAUUAUUUGGUACACUGAUGUAAUACAUUGGAGCUGUUUGGAUCCCUAACGCUAAAAGUUCAAAUAUAACAAACAGGUAGUCCUCUUUCAAAGUGCUACAAGCCAGGUUUUUCUGCCACCAUGAUUUGUAUGGGCAUGGGUAAUGGCGAUCUUCACUUGCCAAGAGCUUCAGCCAUCUUAUGUUUACAGGAAAAGAGGUUAAAAAAGAGCCGUGCUAGUUUGUCAGGGAGCUUGUGAUGCUUUUUUUACGCUAUCGGAAAGGGACCAGGCCAGGCCAGGACAGGCCAGGUCACACCAGACUAGGGCAAGCCUAGCAUGCAAACUUCAGUGGAGGAAAAACAAGAGCUUACAUUGGUGUUGCUUUCCAGCGAAACAGAAAGCUGUGUUAACUAAACUAAACAAAUGAACUCUAAUGCCGAACUUGCUUCCAAACUGGUCGGAAAAAUUGUGGUCGAUGUUAAUACGGCCAUGUAUCAAUAACAAAUAUUUCAAUACAGCUCCUUUAAAAUCAACAGUUGCAUGGACCAAAACAUUUAUUUAAAAAACGUACAUGAUAUUUCAAGGACCCAAACUCAUGUGUGUUUAGAAAAUAAUAAUAAUAAAAAAACAGAGAAGAAGAAAGAAGCUAGGUUCUUGUGCUGAUGUGAUUUCACUUGACUUUACUUCACAAACAGAGCACAUCUGAGUUUUUACCCUCUGGGGCACAUGUAACAUAUACCCCCCCAACCCUGAUACAGUCGUGAUGGCUUUUUCAUGUUCAUGAAGCCAUGACACGUCGAGUCACACAGGAGUGGAGAUGAAAAUGUGUCUCUGUGUUACAUCCAUCGACUGACUCACUGUCUGACUGACAGGUGGACUGCCUGUUAUUUGUAUCUGUGUCGUUCUGCUCUAUUCUAAAAGAAACUGAAUGAUUCGUCAAUGUGUGUGUUUUAUAAUAAAGUAUCUUUUUUAUUUGAGUUCAA
Molecule: messenger RNA, 9049 nt
Organism: Limanda limanda (common dab)
Lineage: Eukaryota; Metazoa; Chordata; Actinopteri; Pleuronectiformes; Pleuronectidae
Gene: kif26ba
Product: kinesin family member 26Ba
Exons: 27
Coding region: 169-7140 (2323 amino acids)
Biological process (GO): microtubule-based movement
Molecular function (GO): ATP binding; microtubule binding; microtubule motor activity
Source: RefSeq, a predicted model, not a curated record